UGAAGUAGAAAAGAAGAAUAAAAAAUGGAAGGCACUAUAGUGUUAUACCCCGACAUGGCCAUUGGCCACCUCGUAUCAAUCGUGAAACUAGCCAAUCUCAUUCUCGACCAAUACCAUCACCGCUUCUCCGUCACCGUCGUCAUCCCCGCAAACAAAUUUGUCACCCCAGACGUCACCGCCUUCCUCCACCGCUCUUCCGAAACUACCCCUUCCAUCACCUUCCACCACCUCCCUUCCCUCUCCAUCGUACCUUCUCCCAAUCGAAGCCGCGCAGCUGUCCGUGGCGAACUUGUUCGCUUCAACAACCCAAACCUCCUCCAUGCACUUCAAACCAUCUCGGAAACCUCCACUAUUCGAGCUUUUGUCAUGGACUACUGCUUUACCCCAGCCUUUUCCGUGGCAUCUGAUCUUGGCAUCCCCACAUACUACUAUAUCAGUACAGGUGCUCUCUUUCUCUCCUUCUUGCUCUAUCUCCCCACCAUCCAUAAUCAAACCACCAAGAGCUUCAAGCACUUCAACACCACCGAUCUGAAUUUCCCGGGCUUGCCGCCCAUCCCUGCCUCGCACAUGCCCGAACGGUUGCUUGACCGAGAUGACGAGGGCUACCCUUACUUCUUAGAGAUGAGUUUCAGCCUACCCAAAUCAAAGGGAAUUAUAGUGAACACUUUUGAAUCCCUUGAGUCAAGAGUGAUCAAAGCCAUCACUGAUGGGCUCUGCGUACCAAAAGCUCCAACUCCACCUGUUUACUGCAUCGGACCAUUGAUCGCCAGCCCCAUUAAUCGAUCUGUGGAGGGUGAAAGUGUAAGUCAGUGCUUGUCAUGGCUCGAUGCGCAACCGAGUCAGAGCGUUGUGUUCUUGUGUAUCGGAAGCCGAGGUGUGUUCUCGAAGGCCCAGGUGAAGGAGAUCGCAGUUGGGUUGGAGAAGAGUGGGCAGAGAUUCUUGUGGGCUCUGCGAAAACCGAUCUCAGAGGACAAUAAGAAACACUUUUCUAUGGAACGGGGAGAUUCGGAUUUGGAUGUUUUGUUACCGGAAGGUUUCUUGGACCGGACCAAAGACCGGGGUCUUGUGGUCAAGGAAUGGGCCCCGCAAGUGGAAGUGCUUAAUCGGGAAUCGGUGGGUGGGUUCGUGACUCACUGUGGGUGGAACUCGGUGUUGGAAGCGGUAUGUGCAGGGGUACCCAUGGUGGCAUGGCCUCUUUAUGUUGAGCAGCACAUGAACAGGGCAGUUUUGGUGGAGCAGAUGAAGUUGGCGAUGCCGAUGGAAGAAUCCGAAGAUGGGAUGGUGAGUGCGGCGGAGGUUGAGAAACGUGUGAGAGUAUUGAUGGAAUCGGAGGAAGGGAAGGUUUUCAGAAAACGGAGGCAAAAGAUGAAGGAAGAGGCCAUGGCUGCGUGGUCCGAGGCUGGUUCUUCUACAAUUGCUUUCACCAAGCUGGCCGAUUCAUGGAUCAAUUGAUGCCAA
This is a messenger RNA of Telopea speciosissima, 1458 nucleotides long. Its product is annotated as UDP-glycosyltransferase 88F4-like. Bases 25 to 1452 code for a protein of 475 amino acids. The record is from RefSeq and is a predicted model, not a curated record. The transcript has a single exon. Gene Ontology annotation, molecular function: UDP-glycosyltransferase activity. Lineage: Eukaryota; Viridiplantae; Streptophyta; Magnoliopsida; Proteales; Proteaceae.